This is a messenger RNA of Cooperia oncophora, 714 nucleotides long. Lineage: Eukaryota; Metazoa; Nematoda; Chromadorea; Rhabditida; Trichostrongylidae. The record is from the annotation of a GenBank genome assembly.
UUGAGGCUUGAUGGCGACUUUCUUCGUCGACCAGCUAUUGAAGAAUAUUUGCAUGGUAUUCUUGAACCAUUGCAGGACUGGGCCCAAUAUUCGAAGAAGCAACAGCUGGUGAAAGCACUAGCGAAGCGAUUGAAACAUUGGAACCUCAGUGAACGUGAGCAGCCGUUGUGGAAAACGGACGAUUACAAAUUCGCAUCGCGCUUGUGGUACUACCCUCUGAAAACGUUUUCGGACCGAGAUCGUCCCUCACAGUGUCUUCCAGUGAAACUUUUGAGACAGCUGUCUCGACGAUUUGACCACUUCUUCAUGAACUAUGCAAUUCAAGCGUUUAGGGAACUUGUCGAGCUGUAUGAAGACAAAGGUAACUUCCGAUUACGUCGGGUACCAAGUUUUCCUGAAAAUCUCUUCAAAGCUAGGCCAAAGAUGACGCUCUCGCACGAGCAGCACGCGAAGCCCGCUCUUCACACUCCAACCACUUCAGCAACUGUUGAGAACGGUGCACUCUCCAAUGAACAUGGUCAGAAACUUCUGAAGCGAUCUCAUAUUUCCCAAGAAGUCAAUGAAGGCGAAUGGGAAAUCGAGUAUUAUAAACGCGUUAAAGAAGACUCUGCUCUUCCUGCGUAUUUCAAAACUACUUUCGGGAUUCUUGUGGCCAAUAAUCAAGAUCUUCGUGAUGAAAGAGCCUUCCUUCACUCACGUCUCUGUUUAACAUAG